Messenger RNA from Lytechinus variegatus (green sea urchin), 1029 nucleotides. RefSeq names its product scavenger receptor cysteine-rich domain superfamily protein-like. The transcript has 5 exons. Lineage: Eukaryota; Metazoa; Echinodermata; Echinoidea; Temnopleuroida; Toxopneustidae. The coding region runs from base 1 to 1029 and encodes 342 amino acids. Gene Ontology annotation, cellular component: membrane. The record is from RefSeq and is a predicted model, not a curated record.
AUGUACGAAAAUAAUUAUUUCGCGGAAUGGUGCAUCAGUGCGCCUCAUGGUAGAAGGAUCCUGGUUACUUUCAAUUACUGCAGUCUGGAAUCAAACAGGGAUUACAUAGAUGUCAUAGACGAGAACUCUAAAAGCUACUCAGGCGAAAAUGUGCAAUUCCCUCCAUAUCUGGCGAAGGGAAACAAGCUCCGCAUAGAGUUUUCUUCAUCUCGAUGGGGUAGAAGGAAAGGUUUCAAUAUUUCACUCGCCUGUCAUGAGCCUGCAAGAGACAACAUUUUAGUUCGUUUAAUGGGUGGUAUUAAACCGUCAGAAGGAUUCAUCGAACUCUCGUCAUCAGGUGAUUGGAUGAUAGUCUGUAACGAAAGCUUCACUGUGAGGGUGGCAGAAGUCAUCUGUAGUGAGCUUGGCUAUCCAGGCGUCAAAGAUAUCACCUUUGUGAAUGUGAAUGCACAAAACUGUACAAGAGCUCCAAGUUGCGGAAAUGAUACGUAUCGUUUGAUCGAUUGCACGGCUGGGAAUUCAAGUUGCGAAUCUGACCAGGUUGUGAAAAUAAAAUGUCAUGAGCCCGGAUACAAAGGAUGUUAUGAGCUUCAAACUCAACAAUUACAGAACACAUCAAAAUCUGAGUUUUCAACAGUGUCUCAGUGUAUAAACUUGUGCAAACAAGGAGCUUCCAACACUUCGUGCAAACCACGAGGACUUCAAACACACGCUUUUAUGAAUAAAACUGCAUGUUUCUGUUCCACACAUGCGGAUGUCGAUUUGAACGAUUUGUCCAAGACGUGCACUGACGAUUCACUCUCAUUUUCAAUUUAUGAUGCCUCUGUAGGAUUCUGUGAUAAUCUGAACGACACGAUUGGUGGAUCUUGGGAUUCUAACAUCACGAGGUUUGGUUCUAUCAUUAAUCUUACCUGUAUGUAUGGAUAUACACUGAAAGGCAAUGGAACCAUCCAAUGUGUGCCAGGAGUAACGCCAUACUACCCAAUAUGGAAUGAUUCAAUUCCGGAGUGUGAAUUAGAAGGUGGGUGA